Molecule: messenger RNA, 1509 nt
Organism: Lytechinus variegatus (green sea urchin)
Lineage: Eukaryota; Metazoa; Echinodermata; Echinoidea; Temnopleuroida; Toxopneustidae
Product: calcium-binding protein LPS1-beta-like
Exons: 6
Coding region: 180-662 (160 amino acids)
Molecular function (GO): calcium ion binding
Source: RefSeq, a predicted model, not a curated record
UUGUUGAUGUAUUGAUACUGAAAUUUCGACGAGAUUACACUGAAUAAAAUAGUUUACCGAUUCCGUACCUUUUUACUCUUUAGAAGGAAGUCAACGAGAAAAGAGGAAUCAAUACCUGUGCUCGAUAAAGUUUGUGCUUUUAUUAUUUAGUUUUGCCAAGUGAAACCUACUUUUUAAGGAUGGGAACUUUGUACCGAGGAUAUACCAGAGAAGAACUAGCAGCUUUAAUGCUGCGAUUCGCAAGGUAUGACACAAAUGGUAAUGGCAGUAUCGGCAGUGCGGAAUUUGCAGAACUGAUCAAGAUAGGACCAGAGCACGUUCCGACUGAAGAAGAAAUUAAACAACGUAUCGCAGAAAUCGAUUGUAAUAAUGAUGGGCGUGUCCAAUUUGAAGAGUUUUUACUGUUUAUGGAUGGAAAGACAAGAGGACGGAAAUAUUCGGAUGAAAUAAUAAAAGGAAUGUUCUCAUUAAUGGACAAGGAUCGCACAGGGAAGGUCGGUCCAGAGGAGUUACGAGCAGCGAUGAACAGAUAUUAUGGUGCUAAAAUGACUCUAGACGAAGCCCGUAAAAUAAUCCGAGAAUCUGACAUGAAUGGGGACGGAUACAUCGACGAAGAUGAUUUCGUUCGGAAUCUGCUUGCCAUUAAACUACAGUGGAGAUAGACUUGCUGGUUCUGGAUACCGAGGAGGCAUAUCAUAGCAUGCACCAAGCACGUGUUUCUGCCAAAGCUUGCACAUUUCACCCGGACAUUUCAGCAAUUUGAUCCUUGUCUUGAUAGCCACAGCUAAUUAUCAGCUCAGAGUGGAAAGUAGGGGCGGUGAGAAGGACAUCGGCUUUAUACCACGCCCUAUGGCCGGAUUCUGAAGCCAGGUUUAACUUAUAGACCAUGGUCUAACCAUAGAUAUGUAUCUCUAUGGGUCUAACUCUGUGGUAAAUUUAUGGAAAGCCAAACAUGUCAAACUUUUCCUUACAUUGCAUCUUUUUUAUACUUACUGUGCUCUUUCCUAACUCGUGAUUUGUGAAGAAAAUUAUCUUAUUUAUUUUUCCGAAACAGUUAAGAUUGAUUUGAGCAAAAAAUGAACGGAUAUAUUUACAUUAUAUUGUUAGAGAUUUAUGCAACUAUUGGCUGUCCAUAGUUAAACCACAACUUUAAACCAGAGUUUAAAUUAAAUCGACUUCAGAUUACAGGCUCAUGUGUUCAAAUUACACUCUUUAAAGUGAGAACAGAUCCAUACACUACGUAUUGCCUCUCGUUGACUGUGUUAAAAAUGUAGUGUAUUGCAAUAUCUUUAGAAACAACUUUUAGUAGUAUAUUGUAUAAUUCAUAUUUUAGUAUAAAAUUAGUUUAUAAUAAUAUAUGCAUGUAUAAAUAUAUAUAUAUAUGGAAACUAAAGUGAAGGGUAUUGGUUUUUGUACUGGUUACGUAAUUGUUAUGAAAUAAAUAUAUCGGGUUUGCUAAUAAUUGUUUUUUUUGUCAGCUAAUAGACCAGUUCGUAGUUACUUCAUGGA